AUUAUAGAACCCAUUUCCCCAAGUCCUCCUUUACUUCUCCCUCUCACUAAAUACUCAACCCUUCUCCAACCGGCCCCUUCUCUCUAUACAUACAGAUACUUAUAAUUGCAUUGAUUUUGAUAUAUACACGCUUUAUAUUCUCAUCUAUAGAUACAUAAAGUUUUGGGGAAGGUUGAAUUGGAGAAGAUGAGCAGUGGGGGUAAAGGAGCUACAGCAACAAGUAGUAGGGCUUCGAUUCCGGGCAGCGUGAAGAAGACGAUCGAGAACAUAAAAGAGAUUACGGGUCAAAGUCAUGGUGAUGAUGAGAUUCAUGCUAUGCUCAAGGAAUGUUCCAUGGAUCCUAACGAAACUGCCCAAAGGCUACUACUACUCGAUACAUUCCAUGAAGUAAAAAGGAAACAUAAUAGGAGAAAAGAGAAUCUGAAUAAGGAGUCUGCAGACCCGAGAUGGAAGCCAGGUGUGCAGGCACGGGCUAAUAAAGGGGUCCGAGGAAACUAUUCACGAUACAGUUCUCACGAUACUGGCAGUGGGAGGAAUUAUGCUGCUGUGAAGGAAACUUCAACCACUCUAAUAUCAGAUAAAGGAGUUAGCAUACCACCUUUGCCUACUUCACAAGAGAGAAAAAGGAACGAAACUUCUGUUGGAAGCCCAGUAACUGCCCUAUCCAAUGGUCCAUCUGGUAUUAGUACUAGUGUUCUACGCGAGACACAUGUGACUGCAAGUAGAGUUGUUAAUCAAUCCUAUGCAACUGGUGAUGCCAGCACACGUAAGGUGGAAGGACUGCUGCCACUUCCAUCCCCCAUUGAUUCCACUAAAAACCAUGAUGUUGCUCAUGGAAUACGGGCACACCAGAUGCUGAAAUCCAGCAAUAGUUCAGCACCUGUUCUGUCAGGAACUUCUUCAGGAGCUCAUUUCUCUUCAUCUGAUCCUGUACUGUUGCCAUCUGAACAUGUAAGGCCCCCUAUUAGACAUGAAAUGGAUAGUCAGUGUACUCCUGUUGAGCAAAUUGCAGUUAAUCCUACUGAGGGGAAAUCAGCUUCAGAAGCUUCGGUUGGCAGCUCUAUUGUGCCGCAGAUGCCAAACGUGUCCCAGGGAGUUGGAAAGAAUCAGCUUUUAGAAACUCGAAAGACUGCAUCUUCAACACACGAUGGCUCAUUUGGUAGUAGGCCUUCAUCUAAUCAAAACAAUCGGACACAUGUGAUUGGCCUACAGAAAGUGGGUCCUGGCAAGGAGUGGAAACCAAAGUCUACAAACCACAGUAUUGUUCAGGGUGUUAGCACAGCUGCUUCAUCUGAGGUUUCUAUAGUUGUUGAAAAUCAUUCUGAAUUGCAGCCAACACCCGAAUUCCUUUCUUCAAAGGAAGUUACUUUAGAGCUGCUGAGGAAUUUGGAAGAGACUCACAUUUCAGAUAGUCAACAUGUCAUUAUACCUAAUCAUCUGCAUGUCCCUGAUGCUGAAAAACUUGGGUUUUGUUUCGGAAGUUUUGAUGCUAGCUUUGAGCUAGAUAUGAGCUAUAACAGUGGCCCCGAGAGUGACAAGAGUCAGCCUCUGUCUGAAUCUCCUGAGGCUAUUAAGGAAACUGUCAAGGAGCCAUCUCCAAGUCAGAAUGAGCUUGUAACUGCAGAGGAUACUGAAGCAAAAUACCCUGACAAUCCUCCAACUUUGCAAGGACUAGAAAUUUUUUCAUCUACUGAGGGUGAAGUCUCAUCCUCUGUUCUCCCAGAAUAUAACAAGUCCAAGCAGGAGGUUGCUCCUGGAAGCCAUCAACAUCCUGUAGCACAAUCUUCUUCAAGCUAUGGUCUUGGUUUUGUGCCACCAAUGUUGAGUAGCCAGGUUUCAACUUUGGAAAGUUCAGAAUCUCGAGCUCUUGAUACUCAUCAAGUUCCAAAUGUUGUUGUACAGCAAUCAUUUGACCCCACAAGCUAUUAUUUGCAAUUUUAUCGGCCUGGUGCACACGGUGAUGGCCGCAUUUCACCAUUCCAUUCAGCUGGAGCUGCAUCCAAAUAUAAUGGCAAUGCUAUCAUGCUCUCUGCAUUGAAUUCGCAGUCUCCUCAAGAGGGUGGUGCCCCUAUGGUUUUAUCCACUGCUGCUCCAUCACCACUUGUGACUCAAGCUGCUGGAGUUGUGCAGAGCUCCCAGCAGCCGCAAUCAAUUUUUCGGCAACCAACUGGGAUGCAUUUACCUCAUUAUCCUCCAAACUACAUCCCAUAUAACCCCUAUUUCUCUCCAUAUUAUGUCCCACCACCAGGAGUUCAUCAAUUCUUAAGUAAUGGUACAUUUCCACAGCAACCUCAGGCUGGCAGUAUGUAUCCAACUCCACAUGGGGCAAAUGCCAAAUAUUCGGUAUCUCAAUUUAAGCAGGGGCAUAGUAUGGGAAACUCAGUCUACAUGGGAGUGCCUGGCAGUUGGCCAUAUGGCGCUUCCACAGCCAACUAUACUUCCAGUUCAGCCAGAACUGUUACUUCAACCUCUGAUGGGGAUCCUCUUGCUGCCCAUCAAGUUAAAGAAAAUAGUCUCUAUGUCGGUGGUCAACAGAGUGAGGGUUCAGGCGUAUUGUUUACAGCUUCCGGUCAGGAUAUUUCUUCCUUGCAGGCUAGUUCCUUCUACAAUCUACCUCAGGGUCAGCUGGCUUUCACUCCAACACAGCAUGGCCACGGUACAUUUGCAGGUAUGUACCACCCUGCACAGGCAAUGACAGCAGCCACUGUUCACCCUCUUCUGCAACAAUCUCAAACCAUUUCAAGUGCUCUUGAUAUGGUUGGACCCCCUAGCAGUGUUUAUCAGCAACCACAGCAUACGCAACUGAACUGGUCAAGUAACUACUGAAUAAGGAGAUGUUUCUUUCAAAAGUCAAUUAUAUGUUCGAACAAUCUUGAAUUGUCUAUUGUGACGUCAAACAAGUUUUGAUUUAAGAAACAAAUGGCGCACCCAAGUGUAAAUUUAUGGAAGGAGCCAAUGAAUUGGGAAGACGUUUUUUGAGUCAAAUAAGGCCAGAACAUGCUAGCUAGCAAUCUCUUUCUUGCUUCUGAUAGAUGGUUUGUUUUGGCUUGACAUAACCGGAGAGCCCCUCUCAAGGUUUAAGCUUUAUAUUUAGACCAUAGGACAGGUUAAAUUAUUAUUUUCUUCUCAAAUUUUCUGUAGUUUUGGAUUAAGUAGGACCAUUGGCAGACUGGUGUGAGUUUUUAUAGGUCUCCAACUAUUCUACCUGUAAAUUGAAUAUUUUGUGAUGGCAAAAGGGAUGUACUGUGGAAUUGUUACAGCUGGCCUUGGUGUAUGCAAUUGGGGCAUUCAAUUGUUUUUGACAGAGAAUAAUGAGUCUUUUGGCUUGAGAUUUGAGUAUAUUCUUGUUGAAUGUCAAUGCUAAGAAACAGGUUACAUUUUUCGAUUUA
Olea europaea var. sylvestris is the source of this 3389-nucleotide messenger RNA. RefSeq names its product GBF-interacting protein 1-like. The transcript is spliced from 11 exons. The coding region runs from base 187 to 2826 and encodes 879 amino acids. The record is from RefSeq and is a predicted model, not a curated record. Lineage: Eukaryota; Viridiplantae; Streptophyta; Magnoliopsida; Lamiales; Oleaceae.